Cimex lectularius (bed bug) is the source of this 661-nucleotide messenger RNA. Its product is annotated as mitochondrial inner membrane protease subunit 1. Bases 175 to 636 code for a protein of 153 amino acids. Lineage: Eukaryota; Metazoa; Arthropoda; Insecta; Hemiptera; Cimicidae. The transcript is spliced from 3 exons. Gene Ontology annotation, cellular component: membrane; mitochondrial inner membrane peptidase complex. Gene Ontology annotation, molecular function: serine-type endopeptidase activity. The record is from RefSeq and is a predicted model, not a curated record.
CAUAUUACAGACGUUUAGGGCUUUAGGUACACGUGAAAAACAGAUGGGAUGAAUGAGUAAAGUACCGCAAAGUGAAAUAAUUCGUAUUAAACAAAUUUCCCACAACCCUAUCUUCUCAUUUUUUUAUGAUGGCCGUUUAAUUUAAAUAUACUUUUUUAGCUUUAAGUAUUUUCGAUGACCAACUUAUUUGUGACGCGGACUUGCAAAAAGCUUGCCCGUUUAACAUCUUUCUUUAUAAAAGCCGGGUGUAUUUGCCACUGUAUCAGUGAAUAUGGACUUUCAUUCGCCCAAUGUGUCGGGCCAUCCAUGGAACCAACGAUUUUAUCAUCAAAUGUCGUUAUAUGUGAACAUAUAACUCCCAUCUUCCGACGACCAACAUAUGGCGAUAUAGUUAUAGCCAAAUCUGUUAGUGAUCCUUUGGUUAAUGUUUGUAAACGGGUGACCGGAAUCGCUGGAGACAUCAUUUGGACAGGAUGUAAAUUUACAAGAGUCCCACAAGGACAUGUUUGGCUUCAGGGUGAUAAUUCAUCCGAGUCAACAGAUUCUAGAGUAUAUGGUCCAGUGCCUGAAGCUUUAAUUAGAGGUCGUGUUUCUCUAAGGAUUUGGCCUUUACGCGAGAUGUGUGUAUUUUGGUAAAUCCAGGCCUAUUAUUAACAGUCAG